Drechmeria coniospora is the source of this 2544-nucleotide messenger RNA. RefSeq names its product exocyst complex component Sec10. Gene Ontology annotation, cellular component: cytoplasm; exocyst. Gene Ontology annotation, biological process: exocytosis; Golgi to plasma membrane transport. The coding region runs from base 1 to 2544 and encodes 847 amino acids. Lineage: Eukaryota; Fungi; Ascomycota; Sordariomycetes; Hypocreales; Ophiocordycipitaceae. The record is from RefSeq and is a predicted model, not a curated record. The transcript is spliced from 2 exons.
AUGGAGCGCUCUAGCUCGGCGCACCAGAGCCUCUUCCCCAAGGCGCCGAGCUUCACCCUAGAGGACUUCUCCGGCAAGGACUUCAUCGUUCGCGACUUCGUCGACGGUCUGGCCGAGAAUGCGGUCCCCCCUAAUCGUCGAUCUGGUCCGCCGCAAACCUCAUUCGACCCCAGGCCGAUGAUUCGGACCUUUGAGAACGUCCUCUCCCAGCUCGCCGCCCUCGGGGACGAGCUCCAGGAGAAGGAGUCGGGUCUGCUGUCGCAAGUUCGCCGGGCCGAAGUCCAGCACGACCAGACGCUCGACACGCUCGGCCGCAAGCUCGACCAGACGAUGACCUCGUUCGAGGCACUCGACGUCUCCCUCAACGCGAGCAACUCCACCGCACUCGACGCGAACGGCAGGUCCGACGGUGGAGGAAACUUUGCCGUCCAGGUUGGCGAGAAGCUGAAGGAGCUCGACCGGAAGCGAAGCCAGACGCGAGACGCCAUCUUCCUCGUGCAGUGCUGGAAUGAGAUCACCGAGACGGGUCAAGUCGCUUCCCUCGAAGACAUUCGGCGCCAGGGCGGUGCCGAGAACAAGGUCCGGGUCGCCGUCAUUGCCCGGCAGUUGAUGAGGAUCAGUCAGCAGCUGGAUCCAGCUUCCUGGGGCCAGGCGAACGGAUAUCGAAACGGCACGGCAAGCAGCAAAGCCGCGAGCCCGACAAGGGCCCACAACUCACGGGAAACGCUCGAAAAGUUCUGCGAGACGCUCGAGCAGGAUCUUCUGAAGCAGUUCAACAACAGCUACAGGCGGCAGAACUUCGAGGACAUGAUGGAGUGCGCCAAGGUCCUGCACGACUUCAACGGCGGGGCGAGCGUCAUCGCCAUCUUUGUGAACCAGCAUCAGUUCUUCAUCGACCGCGAUCAGCUCAUGAACGACGAGGUCACGGCCGACGGCGACGUCUGGGAUGCCCUGGCCGACCCCGACUCCGACCCUCCCGGCGUGGAGCCGAGUCUGCAGUCCUUGAUCGACGAGGUCAGGAUCGUGAUGCAGGAGGAAUCCUUCAUCAUCAAGCGCGCCUUUCCAUACUACGAAACCGUUCUCGUCAAAUUCAUCCAGCGCGUCUUUCAGCAAUCCAUCCAGCAGCGGCUCGAAAAGGUCCUCGACAAAGCCGAGACGAUAUCGACGCUGGCCUUCCUGAGAUCGCUGCACUCGUCGAGAAGCUACAUCGGCGCCCUUGUCGAGGACCUCAAGACGCACGGCCUCACAGAGAACCCGGAGCCCUGCUCGGCGCAGAUUGCCCAGGCGUUGGAGCAGCAGCUGGACGAGCUGUUCGUCCCCUACCUCGUCGGCAACACGUACAUCGAGCGCGAGAGGAAGAGCCUCGAGGAGAUGUACAGCUCCCUCCUUUUCCGCUUCACCAUCUAUCACUCGCGACGCAAGAAGGCGUCGACGGGUUUCAUGGCCUCACUGGCCCAACAGGGUACCCAGCUCAUUGCCGCCGCCAAGGAUGCCUAUCUCGAGCGGCUCGAGUCCUCGGAUCUUACGGAGACCCAGAAGAGGGUGAUGCUGCGUGUCGCCGGCCUCAAGGACAAGGACAACAAAAACGAGGUCGAGGUGUCGGAGGAGGACGGCGCGUUGAGCGUGGCCAACGCCAAGAGAAUGCUCAAGUGGCUUGCCGAGAGCGUGCAGAGGACGCUCGAGCUCGGGUCGCAGGCGGACACGCCCAAGGAUAUGAACGUUCUCCUGAACCUGCUCCUCACGAGCAUGGGCCAGGUGUACAUCCAGACUGCGCUGGACGCGGCGCAGGUGCAGGCGACGAUGCUGGAGAGCGCCAAGGCCGAACCGGACCUGUCCUACAUGCCAACGACACGGCCGGCGGUGACGGUUUCGGCCAUCAUGGACCGCUUCAUCACCGUCGUGCUCAUCCGUCUCGCCGAGUUGAACACGCCGGUGCGGAAAAACAUGGAGGCGCAGAAGAAGGCGGCGAUCGACUCCAUUGAGAAGAAGACAAAUGCCGUGAUGAGCUCGUCGAUCGAGGUCGCCACCAACUGGGUCUCCAAGUCGCUCAGCGGUCAGAAAAAACAUGAUUUCAAACCCAAAGACGUCGAGCUCGAGUCUCUCCAGACACCGACCUGCCUGAGCAUUUGCACCUUUCUCGGCCGAGCAAGCAAGCACGCCGCCCAAGCGUUGGACGGGCAGAACGCCGAGAGGUUUUUCAGCGAGCUGGCUCUCGCCAUUCACCACCUGCUCUUUGACCACUUCAAAAAAUUUCCCGUCAACGCCACGGGCGGGCUCAUGGUCACGCAGGAUAUCGCCAAGUACGUCGCCACGAUGCGGGACUGGCCGCUCGGCAACGACGUCGCGGGCGCUGUCGAAAUGUUGACCGAGAUCGGCUCGCUCUUCAUCGUCGGCCCCGAGGCUUUGAGGGAACGGUCGAGAACCCUCGUGCCGGGACAGACGGGCGCCAAGGGAAAGUUGUCCAAGGGAGACUUUCGAGCCUUUGUGCAGCGGAGGGAGGACUCUGGGACGGUGGGCAUCCAGAGUGUCCUAGGUGGUCUUUGA